UCAAAACCCAACAAUCAAAACAAAACCCUUUCUUUGUUACCUCCUUCUCUUCUAACAAGCCCCACCCUCUCUCACUUUUCUUGUAUAUGUAUUAACCCUCCUCCUAACAUUUUAGACAAAUAUAGAAACUGUGGGAGAGGAAGCAGGGGAAUUCAAGACAGGUUGAUCAUGGCUGCUGUUACUUCUUGUUCUUCUGGUGUUCUGUUUGGAGCAAGAGAGAAUGGAGCUUUUCUGGGACAGUUUGAUGGCCUUAGGCAAGUGGAGAAAAUGCAUAUGCCUUUAGCUUCCACCAAGCCUCACGGACUUGUUUCUACUUCAGCACCAAGAUGUAGAACAAUCAAGGCCAUGGUAUCUCCUGCUGUUUCUGCUCCCAAAAGAGAAACUGACCCCAAGAAAAGAACUGUAAUAACAGGGCAGGGUCUAGUCUCAGUUUUUGGAAGUGACAUUGAUACUUUCUACAACAGACUUCUGGAAGGAGAGAGUGGGAUCACUCUUAUAGAUAGAUUUGAUGCUUCCAGCUUCUCGGUUAGAUUUGCGGGACAGAUUCGUGAUUUCUCUUCUAAAGGCUACAUUGAUGGGAAGAAUGAUCGACGUCUUGAUGAUUGCUGGAGAUAUGGUAUAGUUGCCGGCAAAAGGGCCCUUGAGGAUGCCAACCUUGGACCUGAAGCCCUUGAAUCUAUGGACAAAACAAGGAUUGGUUGCAUAGUUGGGACAGGUAUGGGAGGUUUAACAGCUUUCAGUGCCGGAGUGGAGUCCCUUGUUCAAAAGGGUUACAAGAAGAUUAGUCCAUUUUUCAUUCCUUACUCCAUUACCAACAUGGGAUCAGCAUUGUUAGCAAUAGAUACCGGGUUGAUGGGACCAAAUUACUCCAUCUCUACAGCUUGUGCCACUGCAAAUUACUGCUUCUAUGCAGCUGCAAACCACAUUAGAAGGGGUGAAGCAGAUAUCAUGGUAGUUGGAGGGACUGAGGCAGCAGUCAUGCCUGUUGGUGUUGGAGGUUUCAUUGCUUGCCGGGCCUUGUCUCAGAGAAAUGAUGAACCCCACAGAGCUUCAAGACCAUGGGACAAAAAUCGUGAUGGUUUUGUUAUGGGAGAAGGCGCUGGUGUUCUGGUUAUGGAGAGCUUGGAGAGUGCAUUGAAAAGAGGAGCACCUAUAAUUGCUGAGUACUUGGGAGGCGCUGUAACAUGUGAUGCUCAUCACAUGACAGAUCCUAGAUCAGAUGGACUUGGAGUGUCAUCUUGCAUAACCAAGAGUUUAGAUGAUGCUGGUGUUUCUCCGGAAGAGGUGAACUAUGUGAAUGCUCAUGCAACAUCCACACUAGCAGGAGAUUUGGCUGAGUUUAAUGCCAUCAAAAAGGUCUUUGGGAAGAACACAUCCGAGAUGAAGAUCAACGGAACCAAGUCCAUGAUUGGACAUGGUCUUGGGGCUGCUGGUGGAUUGGAAGCCAUUGCAACCAUUAAAGCAAUCAACACUGGCUGGCUUCACCCAACAAUUAAUCAAGAUGUAUUGAACCACUAUAGUUCAUUUCAUUUUUUCAUAAUUGUAUUCUAUUUAAUUUUUUCUAAUGCUUUCGAUUUACAGGACUUGGAGCCUGCUGUUACAAUCGACACAGUCCCAAACGUGAAGAAGAAGCAUGAGGUUAAUGUUGCUAUCUCAAACUCAUUUGGCUUUGGAGGACACAAUUCUGUGGUGGUCUUUGCCGCUUACAACCCCUAAACAACAUCCAAACCAAAAAGUACUAAAGCAGUCAUUUUCCAUCACCCUUCCUCUAGUUAGAACCCAGCUCAUUGAUUUCUGGGAUGUUCCAUUUUCUCAAAAGCAUGUAAGAGGCUAUGUCAGUAUGCAAAUGAAGUGCGAUGUAUUGAGUCCUCAAAGCCCAUGUAGCCCUUUCCACCAUGUGCAUUUUAUCUCAUCAUGAUGAUCUUUGAUGAGAACGGAUUUUUUCCUUUUUUCACUGAAUAAUACAUAACAUCCAUUUUCUUUCUGUUUAGGUUCAACAUCGAGCAUGUUUUUUUUAUUUUCUGUUUGUAAUGCAGCUAAAUUUUGUAAUAAACAGUUUGAAACAUCAUGGGCUAAUUGUAGAAAAAAUUGUGAGCUUAAAUAAAUUUUAAA
Messenger RNA from Argentina anserina (silverweed cinquefoil), 2112 nucleotides. RefSeq names its product 3-oxoacyl-[acyl-carrier-protein] synthase I, chloroplastic-like. Gene Ontology annotation, biological process: fatty acid biosynthetic process. The record is from RefSeq and is a predicted model, not a curated record. The transcript is spliced from 7 exons. Bases 169 to 1716 code for a protein of 515 amino acids. Gene Ontology annotation, cellular component: mitochondrion. Lineage: Eukaryota; Viridiplantae; Streptophyta; Magnoliopsida; Rosales; Rosaceae. Gene Ontology annotation, molecular function: 3-oxoacyl-[acyl-carrier-protein] synthase activity.